AAUUCAAAAUCCUGGGUAACCAAAAGCGAGCCAGAGAGAAAAUGGAGGGCGAAACCGGAAUCGACGUCAAAGUGAUUAAUCAGCCGUCGUCGACGCCAUCGCGCUUGAAGAAGAAGAAGAGAGUGACAGCCCAGAAAUCGCCCCAGAAGGCUCCGCCCUCUUCUUCCGCGGAGGACGACGACGGGAGUCCAAUCAGGCAAAUUCUCUGUGUCAAAAACAAGGUCGAUGUUAAACACUUCGAGGACGUCGAGGACUGCUUCAUUUUGGAUUUCGACCCCUCGGAGCCGGUGCAGUUGUCCAAGUUGUCAGUGUCGGUUAAUGGUGGUGGUGGUCACGAUGGUUCUCCCGAUAUCGCUGUUGUUGCUGAGAAAGGACAGGUUGCUUGUAGAGACUAUCCACAUUCAAGGCACCUCUGCCUGAAAUUUCCUUUCGGGACGACACCCCAUGAGAGCUACUGUGAUCUGUGCUACUGCUACGUUUGUGAUUCUGCCGCUCCAUGUGGGUUAUGGAAACCAUCGCAUUGCCAUGCCGCUGCGCACAUUGGUGAUUGGAAGUCCAAAAGGAUGUUGAGGAAGCAGCAAGCCGCGGUGAAGAAGUGAACAAAACUCUCGUUGUUUAGCCGAAUUGCAGUUAAUGGGAUGCGAGAAAUACCAAAAAACUGAACCGUUGUUCCGCUAUUAGGCCGAUUUGCAGUUAUGGGAUGCGAGAAAUACCAGGAGAGUGAACUGUUGUUUUGCUCGUAAGCAGUCAAGUUCAAGUAAUUUUGUUCAUAGGGAAGGUACUUGAAAUGGCGUUUGUUCUGACUCGAAAAAUUGUAGUUACUGAUGAACUUAUGAUGUUGGUAGAGAUGGAAUCAAAUUUGAUCAGUUCAAUUCGA
Messenger RNA from Malus domestica (apple), 877 nucleotides. Its product is annotated as RPM1 interacting protein 13-like. NCBI's taxonomy places the organism in Eukaryota, Viridiplantae, Streptophyta, Magnoliopsida, Rosales, Rosaceae. The record is from RefSeq and is a predicted model, not a curated record.